Messenger RNA from Myiozetetes cayanensis, 6408 nucleotides. RefSeq names its product protocadherin alpha-2-like. Gene Ontology annotation, cellular component: plasma membrane. Gene Ontology annotation, biological process: homophilic cell-cell adhesion. The record is from RefSeq and is a predicted model, not a curated record. Lineage: Eukaryota; Metazoa; Chordata; Aves; Passeriformes; Tyrannidae. Gene Ontology annotation, molecular function: calcium ion binding.
GCGGCGAUGGGCGAGUGUGCGUGGGGUGCGGUGUUGCGGGUGGUGGUGGUGCAGGCGGCGUGGGCGCUGUGCGCGGGGCAGGUGCGGUACUCGGUGCCGGAGGAAGCCAAGGCCGGGACGGUGGUGGGCCGUGUGGCGCAGGACGUGGGGCUGGAGGCGGGCGAGGCGGAGGCGCGGCGGCUGCGGCUGGUGGCGCAGGGCCGGCGGGCGAGCGUGGAGGUGAGCGGGGCGAGCGGGGCGCUGGUGGUGAGCUCGCGGCUGGACCGGGAGGAGCUGUGCGGGAAGAGCGCGCCGUGCUUGCUGCGGCUGGAGGUGCUGGUGGAGCGUCCGCUGCGCGUCUUCCAUGUGGAGCUGGAGGUCACCGACAUCAACGACAAUGCCCCCAUCUUCCCCGCCGCCCGAAAAAACAUCAGUUUUUCGGAGAACUCCCCUCCCGGCUCCCGUUUCCCACUGGAGGGCGCUUCGGAUGCGGAUAUCGGAGCGAACGCGCAGCUCUCCUAUACACUCAGUCCCAGCGAGCAUUUCAGAAUAGAGGAAGAAAACAGUAACUCGCGCAGUAAGUCCCUGUUUCUGGUGCUCACGAAACCGCUGGACCGGGAGACAAUUCCCGUGCACCGGUUGUUGCUGACGGCGAGUGACGGGGGCCGGCCGUCUCUGACGGGGACGAUGGAGCUGGUGAUCUCGGUGCUUGACGUGAAUGACAACGCGCCCCAGUUCAACCAGUCGGUGUAUAACGUGGUUUUGCCCGAGGACGCAAUAGAGCGGACUCUGGUGGCACGGCUGAACGCCACGGAUGCAGACACGGGAAUAUAUGGUGAAAUGAUUUAUGAAAUUGAUACUGUUGUUCCUCCCUCUGCCUCAGAUAUUUUCAGCAUCGAUGCAAAUAGUGGCGAGAUCAGACUGAUAGGAGCCCUGGAUUAUGAGACUGUUACGAUAUAUAACCUACAAGUUCGGGCAACAGAUAAGGGAAUGCCGCCGUUGUCGGGUCACUGCAAGGUGGUGGUGGAAGUGCUGGACGUGAACGACAACGCGCCGGAGGUGUGGGUGACGUCGCUGUCGGUGCCGGUGGCCGAGGACGCGUCGGUGGGCACGGUGGUGGCUCUGCUGAGCGUGUCGGACCGGGACUCGGGGGCGAACGGUCGGGUGCGGUGCUGGGUGUGGCCGUCGGGUCCGUUCGGUCUGGAGGCGACGUUCUCGGGGUCGUACUCGCUGGUGCUGCGGGAGGCGCUGGACCGGGAGCGGGUGUCGGAGUACGAGGUGGAGGUGCGUGCGGAGGACGGCGGGUCGCCGUCGCUGCGCGGCAGGCUUGGGGUGCGGGUGCCGGUGUCGGACGUGAACGACAACGCGCCGGCGUUCGCGCAGGCGGUGUACACGGUGCUGGCGCGGGAGAACAACGCGGCGGGCGCGGAGCUGGCGCGGGUGUGGGCGCGGGACCCGGACGAGGCGGGCAACGGGCGCGUGAGGUACUCGUUGUGGGAGGGCUCGGCGGGCGGGGUGUCGGGGUCGUGGUGGUCGGGGGGCGGCGGUGCGGGCGGGGGUCGUCCGGCGUCGAGCUACGUGUCGGUGGACGCGGAGAGCGGUGCGGUGUGGGCGCUGCAGGCGCUGGACUACGAGGAGGUGCAGGUGCUGCAGUUCGAGGUGCGUGCGGUGGACGCGGGGGAGCCGGCGCUGAGCGGCAACGCGACGGUGCAGGUGUUCGUGGUGGACGAGAACGACAACGCGCCGGCGCUGCUGCCGGCGGCGGGCGGCGGUGCGGAGGCGGAGGCGGUGUCGGCGGCGGGGGAGGCGUCGGUCCGGGGCGCGGGGGCGCUGUGGGCGUGGGCGGCGUGGGCGCCGGCGGGGCAGGUGGUGGCGAAGAUCCGCGCGGUGGACGCGGACUCGGGCUACAACGCGUGGCUGCGCUACGAGCUGUGGGAGCCGCGUGGCAAGAGCGCCUUGUUCCGCGUGGGGCUGUACAGCGGCGAGGUGAGCACGGCGCGGGCGCUGGAGGAGGCGGACGGGCCGCGGCAGAGGCUGGUGAUCGUGGUGCGGGACCACGGCGAGCCGGCGCGCUCGGCCACGGCCACGCUGAGCGUGUCGCUGGUGGAGGGCGGCGAGGCGGCGCUGGCGGCGGCGGCGGGAUCGUCGUCGCUGCUGCCGCGCUCGGCGGCGGGCGGGGACAGCGGCUCUGCGGCGGCGGCGGCGACGACGAACGUGUGGCUGGUGGUGGCGAUCUGCGGCGUGUCGAGCCUGUUCCUGCUGGCCGUGGUGCUGUACGGGGCGUCGCGGUGGGCGCCGCGGGCGGCCGUGCUGUCGGGGCCCGGGCCCACGACGCUGGUGUGCGCCAGCGAAGUGGGCAGCUGGUCGUACUCGCAGCGCCAGAGCCGCAGCCUGUGCGUGGCGGAGGGCGCGGCCAAGAGCGACCUGAUGGUUUUCAGCCCCAACUUCCCGCCGCCGCCCGGCGCCGCGGCCAAGGACACGCAGCCGGAGCCUCCCGCUCUCCUCGACACGCCAAAACACCCCAACCCGGACUGGCGCUAUUCUGCAUCUCUGAGGGCAGGAAUGCAAAGUGCUGUCCAUAUGGAGGAGGCAGCAGUCCUGCGUGGAGGACCAGGAGGGCCUGACCAGCAGUGGCCAACAGUCUCCAGUGCUACAGGAGAACCUGAGGCGGGAGAGGUGUCCCCCCCAGUGGGAGCUGGUGUGAACAGCAACAGCUGGACCUUUAAAUUUGGACCGGGCAAUUCCAAACAAGGUGGUCCUGGUGAGUUGCCAGACAAAUUCAUUAUCCCAGGAUCUCCUGCAAUCAUCUCCAUCCGGCAGGAGCCACCAAACAGCCAAAUUGACAAAAGUGACUUCAUAACCUUUGGCAAGAAGGAAGAGACCAAGAAAAAGAAGAAAAAGAAGAAGGGAAACAAGACUCAGGAGAAAAAAGAAAAGGGCAACAGCACCACUGAGAACAGUGACCAGUGAGGGGGUUAUACUGAAAGAACCCACUUAGCCAGUUUUUGUAAUAAUGGCAGAUUUCUCCUAUGUAGCAACUCCCAACUUCUUCCUACUGUUAAAAAAUUUCCUGUAUGUACAGACUUGAGAAAAUCAGCAGGAAAUUCAGUGUCUGUCUAAAUUGCUUAACAGGUUUUGUCUUAAAAGCUUUAUUAAGUCUGGUGUUAACUCUUUUUCUCCACUCUGGCUUGUUUUCAGAAUCUAAAAAGCAGACACAAGUUUCCUUUCUCCUACGCCGAAAAGGAGAAUCUUCACAGUACAGCCAGUGAGAGGUUGGACUCUGCACUGUGGUUCCUGUGCUCCUGUCUUGAUGACACUUACAGGACAGGUUUAAAAGUUUUAAUGUUGUGCACCCUCUAUCUGAUUGGAAAUAUUUGUGUGCAGAUGUCAGUUAGGCGAUAUGAGACCAGAUUAUAAAAUGCAAGAAGAGCUGGUAAAUAUGCAACAGAGGAAACACCUAAUGAACACAAACAUUCAAAGAUGUUCAGGCUGGGGAGAAAAUAUCUGAAAGGAGAUGAGCAGACUUGUCAAAUCUUGAGAAGUCACUGUGUGGAAAUACUGAGUCCUAUACAUGACGUAUUGUACACACUGCUUCAAAUGAAACCUCACAUUUACAGCCUCUUUAAGGUACCAUUAAUUAUAUCUAUUUACCAAGCAAGCCAUUGGGAAAAUGGUCCCUUAAAACCCUGCAUUACCCUGGCGAGACCAGCCCUCAGAGUGUAAGAAGGGCUGGGCUGACAUCCCAGGAAUGUAACUGUGAUGCUCUGUGUCCCUAUUUCCACUCUAACAUUAUUUUGCACAUUUUGUCUCUGAAAAGGUCAGAGUUUUUCCACGACACUUAUGCAAAAGAGAGAAAAAAAGAAACGUUAACUAUGCUAUUUGUUAUUUGAGAUAUUUAUUUAUAAAGAAAUAUAGCUGUAAAUGUUAAAGAAAUAUGAUGCCCUUUAACCCAAACAGAAGUCAAUCUAGAGCCAUUAUAAAUUACAAUUGCUGCUAUUAAAGUGCUUUAGAAAAAUUGCCUGAAACAUCUGUAUUAUAUCGGCCACUUGCCAAUAACAGCUUUAUUCUGUCGGGUGACUUGGGGGCUGCCUCUUGCAUGUAUUAAUAAAUACAAGAAUAUCUUCUCUUUUUUUUUUUUUCAUUAAUCUGCACUUUGAAUACACCUUUGCAAACAAACUGUCCUAAUAUGAAGAAGCAGAAGCAAACUCCUCACACAAAUGGAUUUAUUAACCUGCUAGCUCUGUGCAGUACCUUGGUGUUACCUCCCACACAACCUUUUCUGAUUUUAGUUUAACUUUUCUAUGAGAUUAUGAAUUUCUGACCCUACUAACACUCCCUAUGUAAAAUUCAAGUACUGUAUGUAUGCUGUAUGCUCUUAUAAGAAUCCUGAAAUAUUUAUUCUGUGCUUGUGUAUGUGAAUGUCAAUGCAACUAUUAUUAGAGUGAACUUUAAGCUUUACCGUUGAAUGUAAAUUCAUUAUUUCUUUUUUGUACACUUGUGAAAAAGUGCAGUAGUGUUAAUUUUUUUAAGCCACUGUUGAUUAUCAGUUCUUUUGUGUAUGAAACACAAGUAAAAUAUCUUUCUUAAACCAAGCCAUGCAUGCAUUUUGGGAUUUAUUGCUAAGAAUCUGUGAAGCUGAAGUUCUGUGAAUUAAACCUAAGGGUAUAAAUGGAGUAUUGAAUGUGGCUGAGGAUGUUGAUAUAAAACCAAUACAUGUAUUUUUAAAUAGAAUUUAGCUGAUGAGGGAAUUCCAAGGACUUUUCUACAUUAUUGUACAUUCACAGAAUAAAGCUCAAGUGUCGUGUUAAUUGGAACUGUGUAAGAAACUACAUAGCUCUGAAAUUUCUAACAGGCCCUUUAAUCUAGGAUCAAAGAGAACAACUGGAUUUCUUGAGACAUGUCCUGGAUGUUUUAAGUUUCCGAACUGCUGACAGUUCAGAAUAGAACAAUUCCUAUUCAUUUUUAAGAACCUGCAGCAAGUCUUAAAACAUCACAGAAAAGCUCUAAUAAAAGAAUUCAUAUCUCAAAGCAUGAACCACCAAUGGCCUCAUGUGGUCUAUUUAGACUUUUCUUUUGCUACCAGUCCUGUUUUACUGACAAUAAAAAGGUGCUACUUAUGAAAGAGAAUCCUUGAUUCACUUUUGAAGGCUAGACAAGAGGAAAAAGCUUAAGCUUUGGGGAGGGAACUGUUCCUUUAUGCAAAUGUGCUAUGCAAGUACAUUUAGAUGUACCUUUUUUUUAUUUGAUGACUAAUCCGAGAGCUCCCAAAACGUUCAUCCACUGGAGUUACAGUGGUAACUUAAACACACAGAAGGAUACAGUUGUUUCAUACUCAUCAUGAAGUGGUUCUCACAAUGCCUCUGGCAAAAAUCCAGAACAAGGCUUUAAUUCUUACAGGAACCUUUACCAUUUGAUUAUUUUUAGAUUUUAAUUGAGUGUUUGUUUUUCUUUUGAGUACUUGCAUUUUCCCCUGUGCAAGCUGAUUGGUUAAUUCAUUUUUCAUCAGCGGUCAUACACAGCAGGUUUUCCAAGGCUCUUGCAUCUAUCAGAAUGAACCAAGAGCUGCAGUAUGUCUCCAAUUUCCUGCUUUGAACACAAGAUUACAUUUACCAAUGCUGCCUUUGAUGCAGGUGCUUUCUGCAGGGGACUGCAUGCCUUGGAAGACAAGAACAGAAUAUCUGAAGGUAACAAUUCCAGUAUGGAGAGCUGAAAGAGCAGAGAAAAAACUUUCAGAGGAGAGGAGAGGCUCUUGCUGGAAUUGUUUUAAAGAGGCUGGACUGCACUAGUAGGGUAUACAUUCCACAGAUUCACUGUGUUUUCAGAAGGCUGAAUCAGGCACCUCACCAGAUCCUUAAAAGAUUUUUCCUUGUAUGAACCCUCGAGUGCAACAGGAAUGCUGAGAUGUCUGCAAAGUGAAAUUUGGCUAUUUCAUAACUAAUAUACAAAUUAUACUAUUGACACCCUUGAUUUUGCUUGUCCAGGGGGAGAAUAAACCCUUGGCAUGAAGUAUGUUUGGAGGACCAGGUGUGGGUGGAGCUGGAAAUUGCACAUUAGGGGUUACUGUUUGAACACCACACGACAAUGGGAAUUGAGAACCAGAGGUGGCCAAGAGCUUCACAAAUUUGGAAGUAAAAGUUUAUUUUAUCCUCCUGCUGCCAAUGAAAUGAGCAAGACAAAACACGCAGCAGAGUGUGUUAACAAGGAAAUUACAAUUGUGGGGCAUUUACUGCUUGAACAGUUUAUUUCUCUCAGAGUCCACGUAUAAUUUCUGUGAACCUAUUGUCUUUGGAAGUCUGGUUUCUAUGCACACAAAAGCAGUUGGUCAAAACUAUUGGGCUUUUAUAGCAAUAAACCUGAGUUAUGCUGUAUAUUAAUUACAUCCUGUCAUUAAAAAGAAAUCACAUUUUGCAUUAGGCUUCUAAGGCUUAA